Molecule: messenger RNA, 1555 nt
Organism: Beta vulgaris subsp. vulgaris (sugar beet)
Lineage: Eukaryota; Viridiplantae; Streptophyta; Magnoliopsida; Caryophyllales; Amaranthaceae
Product: protein WVD2-like 3
Exons: 8
Coding region: 179-1345 (388 amino acids)
Biological process (GO): microtubule cytoskeleton organization
Molecular function (GO): microtubule binding
Source: RefSeq, a predicted model, not a curated record
UCAGACCACCAUUUCUCCCCCCCACCGCCAAAUCUUCUUCAUCUUCUCUGUCUGCCGCCUCUCUUUUUCUCUCUCAGAUCUGACUCCAUUUUAUGCCAAGAAGAAACCAAUUUUAGGAAAGGCAAAUUCUCAACUCCCUAGAUACCUGUAUUGGGUAGUUAAAGUCAAGCCUAUUACAAUGGGAAUGGAAGUAAGAGAUUCAUGUACCGACAAAGAACCUGAUGGUGUCAUAAAAUAUUCCAGUGGGGCUUCCCCUAUUUUAAGUCAUGAGAGUGCACCAACUCAUCAUGAUGACCUGGAAUCAGUUGAGCAUGAUAAUGUGGUUGCCAAGUCCUUCCCCGUGCAUGAAGACUGUGAUGUAAAGGAAUGUAACACAGACAACUCAGCUGAUAAUUCUGAAGCUUGUCAGGCUGAGGAGCAUAACUGUCCGGCUAUGACGGUUCACAAUGGCCAUUUGCAGGAAAAGUCCAGAGCUCAAAGCGUGAAAUCAAAGGGUGAAUUAAGGGCUAAAGUCUCACCAAAGAUAGCAUCAAAACCAUGUAGUACAAAUGGUCGAGCAAACUGCACAGUUCCGCAGCCAUUUGCUUUAGCAACAGAGAAACGAGCAUCAACUCGCCCAUUAGAGGCUGAAACUGAUGUGAAUAAAUUGUUCUUGAAAUCUAAGACUACGCAGCCUUUCAGCAGUGGCAAGAAAAAUCAGCCCAUGUCAAUAUCUACAUUAAAGAAGCCGCUGCAACAAGACAACAAAAAGCAUACUGAUGAGGAAGAUUCAAGUUCUGCUGUUUCUGACAUUGCACCAUCUGUAUUGCCUUCUAGGGUUAAGACAAAAGUUGCAUCAGCUCCAGUAUUUAGGUCCACUGAACGUGCAGAGAAGAGGAGGGAGUAUUAUUCCAAAUUAGAGGAGAAACAUCAAGCAAUGGAGGCAGAGAAACUUCAAAGUGAAGCAAGGACAAAGGAAGAGAUAGAAGCAACUAUUAAACAACUGAGAAGGAACUUGAUGUUCAAGGCCACCCCAAUGCCAAACUUCUAUCACGAAGGACCGCCUCCUAAGCAUGAUCUAAAGAAGGCACCUUCAACUCGUCCAAAAUCACCCCAGCUUGGAAGACGGAAGAGCUAUGGUGAUGCUGUUGGCUUAUCUCAAACCAAGGCAAAGAUGUCUGGCAAGGGAAAUCGUUUUAGUCUUGGCAUUCGGAAAAUAAGUCCUACCAUUUCAGAGAUUGAUUCUACUGGUAAUGAGACAUGUGAAGACAAUGAAGAGCUCAAACAAGAACAGGAGUCAGUCAUGAAUGGAGUGCCAGUAUGCUCUAUGAAUGGUGAGCAUAGUGUGGGGAUCCUCAGCCACUGACGAAAAUUCAGCUCUUAAUGUUAAAAACUCGGGAUCAAAGUGUUGAGUUUUAUAUCCUGUUGAAGUUGCUUUUUUGCCCUUAGUUCUCUAUCAAGAUGUACCUGUUUAUUAACUGCAUGUAAGGACUCAUUCAAGUGCUUGGUGUGGUGAAAAUUGUGUAUGUUUGGUAACUUAUGUAAUUUAUAAUGAAGAGUUCGCAUUUGAUUUGAA